Messenger RNA from Tribolium castaneum (red flour beetle), 710 nucleotides. RefSeq lists its product as uncharacterized. Lineage: Eukaryota; Metazoa; Arthropoda; Insecta; Coleoptera; Tenebrionidae. The transcript is spliced from 4 exons. The coding region runs from base 135 to 578 and encodes 147 amino acids. The record is from RefSeq and is a predicted model, not a curated record.
AUUGUUAUUGUGUUUGUGCAAAUAGAGGGGCCAAAGUGUUAAAAUCAAUUAAAAGUCGAAAGAGGGGACUAACUCUUUUACUAUAUAAAUUCAGCUGUAGGGAGCCCUAGUCAGUCACCUCCUGAUAACAAAUCAUGAAGGUGUUCGUUUGCGCUCUGGUAGUGUGCGUGGCUGCUAACGUUGCCCAAGGUGGUCACCUCGGAGGCGGCGGCGGUGGCGGCGGCUGGCAAUCUGGCGGAGGGGGAGGCGGCUGGCAGUCUGGUGGAGGCGGCGGUAAUGGAGGCUGGAAACCUCUUGGAGGCGGAGGAGGGGGCGGCGGUGGCUGGCAGUCCGGCGGAGGUGGAGGCGGAUGGCAAUCUAGCGGAGGCGGCGGUGGAUGGCAAUCCGGAGGCGGCGGCCAUGGCGGUGGCGGCGGCGGAGGCGGAGCUCCAAUUGUGAAAAUUAUUAAAAUUAUUGUGCCCAAUGGCGGAGGCGGUGGAGGUCAUGGAGGUAGCGGCGGUGGAUACGGAGGUGGUGGCGGUUUCGGAGGCGGUGGCGGCGGAUGGAAAUCCGGAGGAGGUGGUGGUGGUGGAUGGUAAUCUACCCCGAACAACUCCAAUCAAGUGUAUCAAGUCCGCACAACGUUUUGCAUUUGGUUUUUGUACUUUUGUAAAUUUGUAAAUAUUUUUUUUACUUACAUUGCUGUAAAUAAAUUUGAUUUGCUUAUAUAA